AUGGUUUCUUAUGUCAUGGCCAUUGAUAUAUGGAUGUCACUUUGCAUGGCUUAUGUUUUCGCCGCAGUGGUCGAGUAUGCGAUUGCUAACUUCAUCGACAAACCUGAUAUUGAUCGACUGGCUAGGAGAGCGUUCCCCUCCACAUUUGCGGUCGUCUGCUCUUUCUAUUACGCGUACUAUGCCGUCUGCGUGAACGAACUUCCCGGCCUGAGCGAGCAGAUGACCCGUUGGGUCGGCGACGAACGAAUGCGAAAGCUCAAACCAUGA
Messenger RNA from Oikopleura dioica, 267 nucleotides. The record is from the annotation of a GenBank genome assembly. Lineage: Eukaryota; Metazoa; Chordata; Appendicularia; Copelata; Oikopleuridae.